Helianthus annuus (common sunflower) is the source of this 730-nucleotide messenger RNA. RefSeq names its product peptidyl-prolyl cis-trans isomerase FKBP12. Bases 76 to 414 code for a protein of 112 amino acids. Gene Ontology annotation, molecular function: peptidyl-prolyl cis-trans isomerase activity. The transcript is spliced from 5 exons. NCBI's taxonomy places the organism in Eukaryota, Viridiplantae, Streptophyta, Magnoliopsida, Asterales, Asteraceae. The record is from RefSeq and is a predicted model, not a curated record.
UCUCAUCAUCAGUCGAUCUUCAGUCGCCACAUAAACACAAAAACCCUCAAAACACAAAGCAAAACGACAUCGUAAAUGGGAGUGGAGAAGGAAUUGAUCCGUGCCGGAAACGGUCCGAAACCCGUUAAAGGUCAAAACGUCACGGUUCACUGUACCGGAUUCGGGAAAAAUGGCGAUCUGUCUCAAAAAUUCUGGAGCACCAAGGAUGAGGGGCAGCAGCCGUUCACCUUCAAACUUGGCCUAGGCCAAGUUAUUAAAGGUUGGGAUGAAGGUGUUUUGGGAAUGCAAUUGGGAGAAGUUGCUCGGCUAACGUGCACUCCUGACUAUGCUUAUGGCGCUGGCGGUUUUCCUGCUUGGGGCAUCCAGCCUGACUCAACUUUGGUUUUCGAGAUUGAAGUUCUUCGUGCUCAGUAAACAGUAAAUGGUGCAUGGGUUCUUGAUUCGGUACUACUCUGGACUUGCUAUUAUGAACUUCAGAAACCAGUCAAACUUGUGUUUAUAAUGCUUGUUUCUGAGCAUUUACUGUGUGUGGGUGUGUUGGUUUGAGAUUUUACAGUUAUGCAAGACUUUCUAAACCGAACUUAUUUGUCGAAAGAAUAAGAGACCGUCAUUCAUGACCAUACAUCAUCCAUGUGUCUUGCUUUAUGAGCAAGUCAAGCAUGCUUUUUCAGUUUGCUUGAAAUAAAUAUUCGUCCUGGUAUAUCAAUGUCAUUAAACGUGUUGUUCUUCA